CGUACCGAAUAGUAGCCUAAACGCUGACUUGAUUUUAACCAUUCGGACAUUAAUUAAUUUAAUUUUUAUUUACCUUUAUGCCGGCUAUACGACUUGAGUUCGUAAUUAUUUCAUAGGGUAAAUUAAAUAAUGGGGUGAAUGAUUGUGUAGCUAACAUACGGGAAUUAAAAGCUACAGGUGAUAUUCACUGGCCCUAAAUAAGACGCCAUUUUUAGCUAUUUUGUCUUUGUUACUCAGUCAGUUUGGGGCAUAUUGUUGUUAGACCUUUUAUUAUUAUUUUUUGCAAUAAUUUUUAUUGUGAUCGUCUCCGCCACAUGUUCAGUAGGGCGUCUAAAUCUGCUUACAUAGACAUGUCUGAUAUUUCUAGACUGUUCUCUGCGUGUGAUGUAAAUAAAUCAGGCAGGAUCGAAUAUGACUUUAUUGUGGUUUGCAGGGAGCUCAGUGUUCCCUACAGUGAAGUUGAGACAUUAUUCGGCGAGUUCGAUCAAGAUGGAGACGGAUGUAUCGACUUCAGAGACUUCUCCGCGCGUUUUAAUGAAGUGUCCGACACACUGGAUUUAGCCUCCUUCGGAGAGUCUCUCGUCCGGAGAAACACUUUGGAGGAAUUUGUGGAUAGGAUGGAUGGCGAGAUUUCAUUUUUGGAAAAGUUGGAGGUGGUGACUGCCCACCAGCUGACUGAGCUAGAGGAGAAUCUACAGAAGCAGCUUGCCCAUGUGGAGGGGAGGGAGGGAGGGAGGGAGGGAGAGAGGGAGAGGGAGAGGGAGAGGGAGAGGGAGAAGGAGCUGCAGGAACAGCACAGGGUAUGUGCAGUGAUUGCUGUGAUGGACGAGAAGCAUGAGAGUGAGGUCGCAGAGCUGCAGGACACCGUGGAAAGACUUCAAAUGAACCAAGAAGCCUGGCACACAAACUCCAGAGUGGACGUCUGCUAUCUGAAAAGCCAAAUCCAAGAGAUGACACUAGAAAGUGAUGAGCUGAGGCGAUCACUCCUCAGGGCUCAGGGGAAUAUCAGUGUUCUGCAGACAGAGGUGGAGAGACUGAAUGGUGAAAGUGUGAACAAAUGCAUGGACGAGAAGAGUAAUUUGGGGCUGGAGUGCGACGGGGAACCAGGCAUGCUGACAGAGUGCCAGUCCUAUUCCAGUCGAAUACAGGUCCUUCAAGAGAUGAAUAAGCAGCUGCAUGACCGCAACGAUGGGCUUCACUCUGCCCUGGUCCGGACCAGGUCAGGAAAAUGGAGGAUCAUUCCAAAUGAUGCAGAUCUCCUUUGGAAGUUGAAGCCUAUUCGACAGAGUACUCUGAACUACAGCAGCCUGCCUGUUGAGUGUGGUACAUCGUACCUGGACAGCGGCCUAUCCCUGACGGCAGACACAGAUGCUACUGGCAGCUCCAGCAGUGAGUACGACAGCGAAGAUGACAGCCAGGUCUCCACAGAGACAGCCCUCCACAGCUGUGUCUCCUCAGAUGUUGAGGCGUCAGAUCUGAGGUUGGAGGGUGCGGUUUCCAUGGUUCCCAGCACAUGCAGCUCUGUCUCAACCACUCGCAGACGCCUCUCAGCCUUUUGCUGUAAGGAGGCAGAUUCAUUUGUGUCUGAGCCCAAGGAGGGUGUACCCAUAUACAGGCUGGUUCUGGCAGGAGACUCUGGUUCAGGGAAGUCCAGUUUCCUCUUACGGCUGAGCCUAAAUGAUUUCAGGACGGACAUGCAGACCACUCUGGGAGUAGAUUUCCAUACAAAGACUAUGUUGGUUGAUGGAGACAGGACUGACCUGCAGAUUUGGGACACUGCAGGACAAGAGAGAUUCCGCAGUAUCACCAGGUCAUACUUCCGCAAAGCACAGGGUGUGCUACUGCUAUAUGACGUCACCUCUGAGAGGAGCUUCCUCAGUGUGCAAGACUGGAUGGACCAAAUACAGGAGUGUGCAGAGGAGCGUAUCCCCAUGUGUUUGAUUGGGAACAAGACGGACCUGCGAGCAGGGCUACCGGAAGGCAGCUGUGUAAGCCCUGCUCAUGGAGAGAGGUUGGCUAUGAUGUACAAUGCCUUGUUCUGUGAGACCAGCGCUAAAGAGGGAACCAACAUUGUUGAAGCUGUCCUUCAUCUCGCCAGUGAACCUGGGGUUUUAAAAGCGGAGACCGGGAGUCUUCAAGAGAGAAGCUGCCGGCGGAGAAACAACCUGCAUGUGUUCGUUAUAAAAGAAAAUAAAAACAGAAAACAGAAAAAAAAAAAAAACCGUGUCUUGUGUUCAUGUAACAAAAAGCCAGGUCGGCUGAAAUAAAAGAGCACGUGAGUGCGGAAAGAA
Messenger RNA from Anguilla rostrata (American eel), 2291 nucleotides. RefSeq names its product ras and EF-hand domain-containing protein-like. Gene Ontology annotation, biological process: vesicle-mediated transport. Gene Ontology annotation, molecular function: GTPase activity; GTP binding; calcium ion binding. The record is from RefSeq and is a predicted model, not a curated record. The transcript has 16 exons. Lineage: Eukaryota; Metazoa; Chordata; Actinopteri; Anguilliformes; Anguillidae. Bases 315 to 2267 code for a protein of 650 amino acids.